Messenger RNA from Scatophagus argus, 912 nucleotides. RefSeq lists its product as uncharacterized. Bases 85 to 912 code for a protein of 275 amino acids. The transcript is spliced from 5 exons. Lineage: Eukaryota; Metazoa; Chordata; Actinopteri; Scatophagidae. The record is from RefSeq and is a predicted model, not a curated record. Gene Ontology annotation, molecular function: glycine N-acyltransferase activity. Gene Ontology annotation, cellular component: mitochondrion.
AGCGUUUUCUCUCAGGACAUGUACUGGCCUCCAUGAGUUCCGUGCAGCUCCUUCCAUAGUGGAAAAAUCUUGGCAAAAAUUACCAUGGAACUGAGCGGGGAGCAGCUGAAAAAUGCUGAGAUCCAGCUGAAAAGAUAUUUACCUCAGUCACUGCAGGUUUACGGUUGUUUGGUCUUAAUAAACAGAUCAGAUCGUGUCAGAUCAGACCCUGUAAAGGUAUUAGUGGACAGAUGGCCAGAGUUCAAGGUCAUUGUAUGCAAACCCGAAUAUGAACAGGAGGGCGAUCUCUUCAAAGACACACUGGUUUUUGCAAACGAUGAAGCUGUUCUAGAGGAAACCAUAAGGAAGUCCUCUGUUAUUGAUUGGACCAAGUGCCUUUGUAUUGGAACCAACCUUCGCCACAUUGACGUCUUCAGAACAGUUGCAUCAGAAAAAGAUGUCCCCAGCAGCAAACUGGCUGUGUGUCACAUGAUGACACUGGAAGACAUAUCCAACCUUCCCUCUAUAGACAGUUCAGGGAUCUCACUAAGUUCUCUGGAUGAAUCACAUGUUGGAAUGGUGAAUCAGACAUGGAAGUUUAGUAAAAACAUGGAGGCUGUCAGGAUGAUCCGGAACAUGCUCGCUAACUUCCCCUCUUGCUGUGUGCUGGAUACGGAAGCAAAGCCGGUGUCCUGGAUCCUGACCUAUUCGUCGUGUGCUAUGGGAAUGCUGUACACUCUGCCAGAGCACAGAGGAAAAGGCUACGCCAAAGUCCUGGUCAGCACCAUGGCCAAGAGACUGCACGCUGAGGGAUACCCAGUGUACUGCUUCAUAGAGGAGGACAACGUGGUCUCCUACAGGCUGUUUAAAAGCCUGGGGUUCACUGAGGACCCCUCAUACAGGACAACAUGGUUUGGAUUCAGUGAUCUUUAA